ACCCAAUGGCAUGCGACGUCCUGUUGGUGGGGGCAAGAAAAAAGACACGGUAUAGAAAGCAGAGAGCGGAAGACACACAAUCGCUCACCUGCAUCUCCUUUAACAAAAAGCCGCUGAAAGCGCCGAAUUGACACAAGAGUUUCCCCUUCAAGACGCCCAGAUGGAAACCAGAAACACAGAGGAGAAACCAGUUCAGCGGUCCAAGUCUUUCAGCUUCAAGACGCAGAAGGAGGUGUGCACAUCCUGUGAGAAGACUGUCUAUCCCAUGGAACGGCUGGUGGCAGACAACCAGGUCUUCCACUCCUCAUGCUUCUGCUGCAAACACUGCAACACCAAACUCAGCCUGGGAACCUUUGCUGCCCUGCAAGGUGAAUUCUAUUGCAAGCCUCACUUCAAGCAGCUGUUCAAGAGCAAAGGCAACUAUGACGAGGGCUUCGGACGCAAGCAGCACAAAGAGCGCUGGGCCGCCAAGGAGACGGAAAACAUUACCAAGACGGCAUAAAAGCAAACAAAAAAAUGGUGACAUGAUCGCCCACAAGCUUUUUUUUUUCCCAAACAAUUCUUUUUAACUGGCCAUAAUUUACACCAUUUUUUUGUUGUUAUUAAGUUUAUCCAAACGAGUUGAUUGUGACCAAAGGCCUUCUUGGCUAUGGCGAGGGGUUCGACGAUACAAUUCUUUUAUUUCUUAUUGUUUAUUAUGAGUGAUUUGCACCCAUUUAAUCACGUCAGCAGGCACACUUUUACACACACACACUCAGGUCAACUAUCCCAGGCUCUUUAUUGGCAGUGUGACCCAAGGAUUUUGUACAAAAAUGUUAGAAUAACAAACCGCAGCAAUCUGGAGCGCUUGAAGGGGGAUCGAACAGGGUACUGUAACAUUACCUCGCAUGUUUUAUCGUAUUUCUCUUGUGUGUGUGUGUGUGUGGCUCAUUCUCAUUAUUUUUUAAAGUGUCGACCUUUGUAAAAUGUGGUCGCUACGAGUGUAUCCCAACAGCCUUAUUUUAAACCACUGGAUCGGCCUAUAAUGUCGAAGUUACUGGUUUUAUUUCAUUUCCAAGCACUUGGGUCAUUUCUUUAGUGAAUUUCUCUGUACAUAGCGCUGUAGUUUUUGUGAUUCGUGAAUACCCUCCACUCUCCACCGACCUCGAGUUUGCCGAAACCCCCCACCUUUGUGACACUUGUCAUUUGAACCAUUACAAUCAUGUAAAAUUCCUUUCCGUUACUCUCCCCAACCACUAGUGUGUGCCAAUCUUCAUUAAGCCUAGUUGCAUAUUUUACAAUAGGAAAGUCACAGGACAACAAAUGACAAAAUGUCACUAAAUGCAAGGUGUUAGUGGGAAAGCAUUUAAUGUUUCUGCGCGUCAUUGUACGUGGCAGGCAUGGAUGGAUAAAUAUAAUUCCCUAAUCUGUUGGCACCUGGACCUAUUCCUUGAUGAAGUGGUGCCCCCUUUCUGAAAUGAAUCGUGCAUGCUGCAUGUUUGACAGCCAGUGCAGAGCGCCCCCUGCUGCUCACACGCUGGCUCGUCUGAGAAAGUAUAGUAAAUUUCAACAUUUUUAAAAAAAAUGCCUUUUAGACAAAGUUGCCUCAGUUUGCGGUAUCCAUUUCGAUUGACCGACAAUGAAAUAGCAUUUUAAUGUAUUUUGUGGUGUGACGACAAAAAGAAACCACAUUUUAGGUACUUCACUGACACUUGAAUGACUCGGUUAAUUUUAUUACUGUGAAUCGAGCAUGCUGUGACCAAUAAAUAGAUUGAUAUUUGCAUUUUUAAGAGAAGCCUUAGAACCUUCUUCGACUUAUGUCCUUAUCAUGCCUUUUCAAAAACGGACUACUCAUGCCACAUUCCCACUCAACUCACGCCUCCACAAAAUGUACAAUAUUUCUAACUCUAUUGUUACAUAUGUUUGUGUGAUGAGUUUUAAAAUCUUAAAUGCUUUAAAAUCAAAAUUGUUAUACUGUAUGUGGAAAAAUGUGUCUUUACUUUUUGGUUGGUUGUCACUCACCAAGGUACAUCUGUGAACAAUCUCUCUGUUCAGGUGGUUGAUGACAGAAGUUUUCAAAAACGUUAAAUCUGUCGUUUUGUUCUUGUGGACUACUAUUUUCAAACAUACGCCUAUUUUUGAGAAUGUUUUUUUUUUUUUUUUUAAACGUUACACACACACUUUACCUGUGGAUUGAGGUGGCCUUAUAGCAAAAGAACGCUUGGACUCCACUUUGUGGUCUUCCUCUUCCCUCUUUUUUUAAUUUUUUUAAUUAUUUUUUUUAUAGAAAUGCUUUUUAUUUACACUUAAAACGCCCUUUAUUCUAUGCCUCGAUAUGUUUUUGAGCAUUUGUCGUGUUUUUUUUUUUUUUUUAAU
Messenger RNA from Corythoichthys intestinalis (scribbled pipefish), 2355 nucleotides. RefSeq names its product LIM domain containing 2 (gene limd2). The transcript has 4 exons. The coding region runs from base 161 to 502 and encodes 113 amino acids. Lineage: Eukaryota; Metazoa; Chordata; Actinopteri; Syngnathiformes; Syngnathidae. Gene Ontology annotation, cellular component: actin cytoskeleton; plasma membrane. The record is from RefSeq and is a predicted model, not a curated record. Gene Ontology annotation, molecular function: actin filament binding. Gene Ontology annotation, biological process: actin filament bundle assembly.